Copidosoma floridanum is the source of this 364-nucleotide messenger RNA. Its product is annotated as putative peptidyl-tRNA hydrolase PTRHD1. Lineage: Eukaryota; Metazoa; Arthropoda; Insecta; Hymenoptera; Encyrtidae. Gene Ontology annotation, molecular function: peptidyl-tRNA hydrolase activity. The record is from RefSeq and is a predicted model, not a curated record.
AUGACCGGAAUAGUGCAAUAUGUUGUUAUUCGAGGAGACCUUAUAAAAAGUUUAGAGUGGCCUUUGGGAGCUGUUAUAGCUCAAGCUUGUCAUGCUUGUAGUGCUGUAACUCACCUGUUUCAUGAUGAUUUGGUAACUCAAAAUUAUUUGAAGGAUUUGGACAGUAUGCAUAAAGUGGUGCUGGAGGCUCCAAGUGAAGAAACUUUAAAAGAAUUGCACAAAACGUUGGAUGAAAAUAGUAUAAGGCACAAAUUAUGGAUUGAACAGCCAGAAAAUAUACCAACUUGUCUCGUAAUAAAACCGUAUCCCAAAGAUGAGGUUCAUAAGUUCCUCAAAAAGUUGAAGUUGUUUAAAUGAUUUUUCA